Messenger RNA from Calliphora vicina (urban bluebottle blowfly), 1280 nucleotides. Its product is annotated as homeobox protein 13. Bases 222 to 1280 code for a protein of 352 amino acids. Lineage: Eukaryota; Metazoa; Arthropoda; Insecta; Diptera; Calliphoridae. The record is from RefSeq and is a predicted model, not a curated record. The transcript has 4 exons.
AACCAACCCAUCCAAACCAAAUCAAACUAAAAUACAGCAAUAAAAUGGAAUCAAAAAGAAAUAAAAUGAUAUAAAAGUGAAAUUUAUACCUCGUCUUUUGUUGUUACACCACGAAACACUCAGAGUGUAUGUAAAGUAACCUUUUAUUCAUUUUUAUUGUUCCUGUGCGACUGUGUUUGUCUCCUCCUCAAAAGAAACAAAUCAUCAAACAACAGCCAACAAUGGAUUCGACGGCAUUCAAAUACAAGCAUCAGUAUCAACAGCAGAAUCAGCAUUUUAACAUCAACAACAGCAGCAACAACUACAACAGCAACAAUCAUAAUAAUAACAAUCAAAAUUCAAUAUUCAUUUUGAAUACAGCAACCAAUAAUAUUUUGCCAAAUAAUCCGAAACUUUAUUAUUCGGAUUUAAAUGAUAAUAAUGUUGUAUCAUCACCAACUUCGUUGUCGUCAUCCUCUGCAUCCUCUACUACUGCAUCAUCGUCGGUUUGGUCGUCAGCCUCCUCCACCAUGUGUUCCCCUGCUGCUCAUGCCAUACAAAAACUGUUCAACUGUAGCAGUAAUAGUUUUAAAUUAAAUCAUGGAAAUUAUAGUGGAAUUGAAUCGAAAACAUUUAAAUCAAAGUCGGAAUUAUUAAAGAAAAAAUCAAAAUUUUGGAAAUAUUUAGAGGGAGAAGCCAAUGAUAAAAAUAUUCAACGAGGAAUUGAUGCCGAGGAAGGCACUCAAAAGAAGUUGCCAGGGAAGAGCCUUAAACUGAAAUCAAAAUAUUGGUCGAAAUCUUAUGAGAACGAUAAUCAAAAUCAACAGGACUUGUCCGAAUUAUUAGAGUAUUCAUGCAGUUUAUGCGACAACUGUCGAUGUAUGGACUGUCAGAUUGGCUAUUUUGAUUGUGAAAAUUCGGAUGACAGCAAUUCGGAAUAUUCAUUUCAAUUGAGCGCUUACGAAGAAGAUGAGGAUGAUGCUGAUAACCAUGAAGGCCAUAGUGAUAUUAUUGAACGAGCCAUGGAAUUGAAGACAUCUGCAGAAGCUCACAGUUGCUUAGAAGUGAAUUGUUGUAAUAAAAUGGACAAUAAACCGCAAACCAUCCAAAAACUACGAAUAGAUUCUAAAAUACCGCCUAACUGCAACAUGUCAUAUUGUGUAUGCAACGAGCUAAAUUGCACCAAGGCCGAAGAGUGUUGUCCACAAUGUUAUAUUGAAAGUGUUGAAGGUGUCGAUGGAGCUGGUGAAGCAGAGACGAAGAAUCAGCCAGAUUUUGUUACAACCCCUGACCAUCAUUAA